Molecule: messenger RNA, 1232 nt
Organism: Spinacia oleracea (spinach)
Lineage: Eukaryota; Viridiplantae; Streptophyta; Magnoliopsida; Caryophyllales; Amaranthaceae
Product: calmodulin-binding protein 25-like
Exons: 1
Coding region: 226-942 (238 amino acids)
Biological process (GO): response to osmotic stress
Cellular component (GO): nucleus
Molecular function (GO): calmodulin binding
Source: RefSeq, a predicted model, not a curated record
CUCUUCAACCCUCCUCCUUUACAUACUCUUCAAUUUCAUUUCAUUACAUUUCCUUCUUCUUUACUCUCCUCUUUCCGAACAAUUUAAACACUCUUUCUCUCUCCUCUAUACCUUUGACUCGGUACUAUCGAUUCGAAUUCAACCAUCGUCGUAUCAACACUAGAUUCGCGGUAUCGAGCCCAGAAAUAAGAUAAAAUUAAGUUGAGUACGUUUAAUUACAAAAGUAUGUCUUCUUCAGAUGAGUUGAUUUCAGCGAGUGCCGAAACGUGGGCGUUUCGUCCCGCAUUUGAUAACGCUUGGAUCUCCGACGCUUUUGCUCGUGAUGCCGAGGUUUUAACCAAGGCUCUUCGUGAUUCUAUCUGUAAUAAUAAUAAUAAUAAUAAUAAUAAUAAUAAUAAUGAUACUUUUAAUAAUGGGGUUUGUACGGACGUUUCGUACACUGAACUAUUCAAGCCCCAAACGCCGUCCUCUCAGCAGCGGACACAGAGCGUUUCGAGUUCUGGUGGUGGUUCUGAGACGGAAACUGUUUCGAAACGUUCCACGUUUCGAAACGCUGCGCCUCUGAGUGGGAAGAUCGUGAAGCGGAAGUCUCGUGCUUCGAAACGGUCACCGACGACGUUUAUUACGGCUGAUCCGGAGAAUUUCAGGCAGAUGGUUCAGCAGGUGACAGGUGUCCGGUUCUGUCCCGGUUCAGGCUUUGUUGGGUCGGUGGUCAAACCGGAGGCUCAUAGGCCGACUGGGGUAGUGAACCGGUUACAAACCGGUUGCCUUCUGCCUACGCUUGACACGUCAUCGGCAUUUUUGCUGGACCGCCAUCCGCACCAAGUUGGAGGCACAACAACCAUGGAGUUUGGGCCGCCUUCUGUGGUGGCUCAGGCUGGUGGGUCUGGGUUUGAUUUUGAUGGGUUUUCCGGGUUCCCAACUUUGGAAUCAUGGAAUUAGAAGGGGGAAAAAAUAAAGGAAAAGAAAAUGAUGUAGUUAGGUAAUUCUGUUUUAAGGAUUUUCAUUUUUCAUUUUUCAUUUUUUUUUGGAUCUCUCUUUUUUCAAAUCCUCCCAUCUUAAUGGGUGUUUUUCAGAGGGGUAUUUUAGACAAGAAUGGUGGUGGGCUUUGUUAAUAUUUGGAAGCUUUUUAGGUUAUGGGAUAAAAUGUGAUGUAGUUUUAAUUAAUGGAUCCUAUCAUCUUUAAUUUCAUGUAGUUAUGAUCAUAAUAAUAAUAGUUGUUUAAUUCUUAA